AUCAUGUUGGCUACUAUAAAUCUUGCCUUACCACCAAGCAGAGAACUGACACAGGAGACAAUUUGUAUGUGUCCAAUGAAGGUAAAGAAAACAUGUACCAGAAGUCAGAACUCAUUAGAGAUCAGAUCCUUCAAAGUGCAGAGAAUCCAUAUGAAUGCAGUGAGUAUGGAAAAACCUUUCACCAGCAAUUUUCUCUCAUUGGGCAUCAGAUAAUCCACACCAGGGAGAAAGCUUAUGAAUGUAACGAGUGUGGGAAAUGCUUUUCUCGUAAGCCCCAGCUCCUUGCACAUCAGAGAAUCCACACUGGAGAAAAACCUUGUAAAUGUAGUGUGUGUGGAAAAGCUUUUAUUCUUAAGUCAAACCUCAUUGCACAUCAGAGAAUCCACACUGGGGAAAAACCUUAUGAAUGUAGUGAGUGUGGAAAAGCUUUUAUUCGUAAGUCAAACCUCAUUGCACAUCAGAGAAUCCAUACUGGGGAAAAACCUUAUGAAUGUAGUGAGUGUGGAAAAGGCUUUUCUCAUAAGCUAUACCUCAUUAGACAUCAGAGAACCCAUACUGGGGAAAAACCUUAUGAAUGUCGUGUGUGUGGAAAAGGCUUUUCUCAUAAGCUAUACCUCAUUAGACAUCAGAGAACCCAUACUGGGGAAAAACCUUAUGAAUGUCGUGUGUGUGGAAAAGUUUUUGUUCAGAAGUCACACCUCAUUAGGCAUCAGAGAAUCCACACAGGGGGAAAACCUUAUGAAUGUAGUGUGUGUGGAAAAGUUUUUGUUCAGAAGUCACACCUCAUUAGGCAUCAGAGAAUCCACACAGGAGGAAAACCUUAUGAAUGUAGUGAGUGUGGAAAAGCUUUUAUUCGUAAGUCAAACCUCAUUAGGCAUCAGAGAAUCCACACUGGGGAAAAACCUUAUGAGUGUAGUGAGUGUGGGAAAGGCUUUGCUCAUAAGCUAUACCUCACUAGACAUCAGCGAAUCCAUACUGGGGAAAAACCUUAUGAAUGUAGUGUGUGUAGAAAAGCUUUUGUUCAUAAGCCACACCUCAUUAGGCAUCAGAGAACCCACACAGGGGAAAAACCUUAUGAAUGUAGUGAGUGUGAAAAAGCUUUUUCUGAUAAGUCACAGCUCUUUAGACAUCAGAGAAUCCACACUGGGGACAAACCUUAUGAAUGUAGUGAGUGUGGAAAAGCUUUUAUUCGUAAGUCAAACCUCAUUGCACAUCAGAGAAUCCACACUGGGGAAAAACCUUAUGAAUGUAGUGAGUGUGGGAAAAUGUUUUCUGUUCAGGCAAACUUUAGAUCACAUCAGAGAAUCCACACUGGGGAAAAACCUUAUGAAUGCAGUGAUUGUGGAAAAGGCUUUCCUUGUAAGGCACACCUCAUUAGACAUCAGAGAAUGCACACAGGGGAAAAACCCUAUGCAUGCAGUGAAUGUGGAAAAGCUUUUUCUUAUAAGUCAAACUUUAGAUCACACCAGAGAGUCCACACAGGGGAAAAACCUUAUGAAUGCAGUGAGUGUGAAAAAGCUUUUAUUCGUAAGUCACACCUCAUUAGUCAUCAGAGGAAGCACACAACGGAAAAACCUUAUGAAUGUAGUGAGUGUGGAAAAACAUUUUCUGGUUUUACUCAGAAGUCAAAUCUUAUCAGGCAUCAGAGGGUACACCCAGGGGAGAAACCUUAUGAAUGUGAGGUGUAUUUUAAAGCCUUUACUUACCAGACAGGUCUCUCAACAUCAGAGAAUCCAUACAGGAUAAGAACCUCAUGAAUGUAAUGAGUGGAAAUCCCUGUUGCAAGAGGUUAAGUUUCAUUAAACAGGAUUCACAUGG
Molecule: messenger RNA, 1818 nt
Organism: Ochotona princeps (American pika)
Lineage: Eukaryota; Metazoa; Chordata; Mammalia; Lagomorpha; Ochotonidae
Product: zinc finger protein 420-like
Exons: 2
Coding region: 93-1757 (554 amino acids)
Source: RefSeq, a predicted model, not a curated record